This is a messenger RNA of Castor canadensis (American beaver), 1911 nucleotides long. RefSeq names its product cholinergic receptor nicotinic alpha 4 subunit (gene Chrna4). Gene Ontology annotation, biological process: monoatomic ion transmembrane transport. Gene Ontology annotation, molecular function: acetylcholine-gated monoatomic cation-selective channel activity; transmembrane signaling receptor activity. Gene Ontology annotation, cellular component: postsynaptic membrane. The record is from RefSeq and is a predicted model, not a curated record. Lineage: Eukaryota; Metazoa; Chordata; Mammalia; Rodentia; Castoridae.
AUGGAGCUCCGGGGCCCCGGGGCGCCGCCGCCGCCGUCGCUGCCGCUGCUCCUGCUGCUCCUGGGGACCGGCCUUCUGCCCGCUUGCAGCAUUGUGGAGACCCGGGCCCAUGCAGAGGAGCGGCUCCUGAAGCGACUGUUUUCUGGUUACAACAAAUGGUCCCGGCCAGUGGCCAACAUCUCUGAUGUGGUCCUCGUCCGCUUUGGCCUAUCCAUUGCCCAGCUCAUUGAUGUGGAUGAAAAGAACCAGAUGAUGACAACGAAUGUAUGGGUGAAGCAGGAGUGGCAUGACUAUAAGCUGCGCUGGGACCCCAGAGACUACGAGAAUGUCACCUCCAUCCGCAUCCCCUCCGAGCUCAUCUGGAGGCCAGACAUUGUCCUCUAUAACAAUGCGGAUGGAGACUUCGCAGUCACCCACUUGACCAAGGCCCACCUCUUCCAUGACGGGCGGGUGCAGUGGACCCCCCCAGCCAUCUAUAAGAGCUCCUGCAGCAUCGAUGUCACCUUCUUCCCCUUCGACCAGCAGAACUGCACCAUGAAGUUUGGAUCCUGGACGUACGACAAGGCCAAGAUUGACCUGGUGAGUAUGCACAGGCGUGUGGACCAGCUGGAUUUCUGGGAGAGCGGGGAGUGGGUCAUCGUGGACGCCGUGGGCACCUACAACACCAGGAAGUAUGAAUGCUGUGCUGAGGUGUAUCCCGACAUCACCUAUGCCUUCAUUAUCCGUCGGCUACCGCUCUUCUACACCAUCAACCUCAUCAUCCCGUGCCUGCUCAUCUCCUGCCUCACCGUGCUGGUCUUCUACCUGCCCUCCGAGUGUGGCGAGAAGAUCACGCUGUGCAUCUCGGUGCUGCUCUCGCUCACCGUCUUCCUGCUGCUCAUCACCGAGAUCAUCCCGUCCACGUCACUGGUCAUCCCGCUCAUCGGCGAGUACCUGCUCUUCACCAUGAUCUUCGUCACGCUCUCCAUCAUCAUCACCGUCUUCGUGCUCAACGUGCACCACCGCUCGCCGCGCACGCACACCAUGCCCGCCUGGGUGCACAGGGUCUUCCUGGACAUCGUGCCACGCCUGCUGUUCAUGAAGCGGCCAUCUGUGGUCAAGGACAACUGCCGGCGGCUCAUCGAGUCCAUGCACAAGAUGGUCAACGCCCCACACUUCUGGCCUGAGCCAGAGGGGGAGCCCAACGUCCUGAGUGAUGCCCACAGCCGAGGCCUGUCACCCACCCCAUCCUUCUGUGUCCCCCUGGACACACCGGUUGAGUCCCAGCCUCCCUGCAAGUCACCCUCUGAUCAGGUCCCUGCUGUGCAGACCCCAGAGGCCAAGAAGGCCAGCCCGUGCCACUCGCCUGGUCCCUGCGACCCACCCAACAGCACUGAAGCCCUGGGGCUCGCCAAAGCUAGGUCUCUGAGUGUCCAGCACAUGUCCAGCCCCUGUAAGGCAGCUGAGGGUGGUGUCCGGUGCCGGUCUCGGAGUAUCCAGUACUCUGUUCCCCGAGAUAGCCCUGCCUCCCUGGCUGACAGCCACCCAGCUGGCUCCCCCGCUUCCCUGAAAGCCAGUUUGGCCAAGGUCCCACCCCCAGACCAGCCCUCUCCAUGCAAAUGCACGUGCAAGGAGCCAUCCCCCGUGUCCCCAGUCACCACUGUGCUCGAGGCCCGAGGUACCAAAGCACCGCCCCGGCACCUGCCCCUGUCACCGGCCUUGACGCGGGCAGUCGAGGGUGUCCAGUACAUUGCAGACCACCUGAAGGCAGAAGACACCGAUUUCUCGGUGAAGGAGGACUGGAAGUACAUGGCCAUGGUCAUCGACCGUAUUUUCCUCUGGGUCUUCGUCAUUGUCUGCCUGCUGGGCACCGUGGGCCUCUUCCUGCCACCCUGGCUGGCCGGCAUGAUCUAGGGACAGAGCCAGCAUGGC